Molecule: messenger RNA, 1533 nt
Organism: Ectocarpus siliculosus
Lineage: Eukaryota; Phaeophyceae; Ectocarpales; Ectocarpaceae
Source: the annotation of a GenBank genome assembly
AUGGGAACCACAAGCUCCAAGCUUCCGGGCAGAGGGUCGGGAGAAGCCCCGGUGCAGCCGCAACACGCCACCGCCAACUCUACGCCUACUGCCUGUCCGCUCGGGUUCGACAAAAAGACGAGCACAAAGGCCGAGGGGAGAGACUCGGGUCCUUCUGCCAACCGCAGCAGUAGCACCGCCGAGGCACAAGCGGCAGCGUCGUCAUCGUCUUGCCCCGUCAAGACGUUGCUUCCUGGCAGCGGGGCCGGCUCCGCAGCACCAGCACCUUCCGCCGACGCUCCCACUUCCAGCUGCCCGGUCAAGGAAGAGAACCGAUCGAAGGUAGCCAAGUACCUGCACCCACACAAGUACAACGUGUACAGUCAGAGGAUAGACACCAGGGAUGGUCUGGACCCCACCAACAACAUGCCGGCCAACCCCAACCAGCAGCCGGCUCCCGGGCAGGAGAAGCCCCUGUCCACGGCGAGGGUGCCGAGCACAAUCCCGAAGGGCGGGGAGGAGACCACCUGGACCUACCCUUCACCGCAGAUGUUCUGGAACGCUCUGUCGCGCAAGGGGAAGGCCGAUAACACCGAGGAGGGAGACAUGGAUAUCGUCGUUUCGAUCCACAACAACAUGAACGAGCUCACCUGGACUAAGAUAUUGGAGUGGGAGAAGUUGAGAAGUCGUGGAGGGAGCGGCGUCGACGGCGCGGAGCCCCGCUUGCUGCGGUUCUUGGGCCGCCCUAACGACACGGCCCCGAAGGCGCUGGCGAAGAUGAUGCUCGGACACCCGCUGCCGUUCGACCGUCACGAUUGGGUGGUGGACAGGGGAGGGGACGAGCGGCGGUACGUGAUCGACUACUAUUACGACGACGGUGCUGUCGAUGAAGAGGGGAUGCCAGGGCUUCACGCGGAAGGGGCGGUGAAAUCGAUCAAGGUUGACGUUCGCCCCGCUUUGGACAGCUUCCGAGACUUGGCAGACCGAUUCGUGCAGAUGCCUUUCGCGCGCUUGACGGGAAGGAGCGAGUUCGUCCCGCUCAGCUUGCGCCCCUCUCCGACAAUGAAAGCAAGGGAGCCGUGGGCAAAGCUUCGAAUGGACCAAGGCCUCCCCUCGCCCCCUCCCGCUGCUGCCGGUGCGGGCUCAGCAACAGCAGGAAGCGCGAGCUCUGCGACGGGAGCGCCGCCGUCGACCAGAGAACGAGACGCCCGCGCUCUGAAGCGCGUGCAGAAGAAGUGCGCGAAGCCGCUGGGCGCCUUGCGUGCGGCGGAAGGCGCCGGAGACGCGGCGCUGGCGGAGGCGGCGGCGCUAAAGCUGGAGUACUGCACGGCCCGGUACCUGUGCAAGAAGGAGGCGUUGGCGUAUAAGGAGGCGUUGGCGUACGCCGGGUCCUCGGGGAGCAUCGUGGGGAGCGACACGGCGCACGCGUACUGGGCGGAGAUGGCGCUGGAGCGAAGGCUGGAGGACAUGCGAGGCGCUCUGACCGCGUUCACCGAGAGGCAGAUGGAGGCGCGGCGAAGAGAGGAGGAGGAAGGCGGAGAAGGCGAAGCUUGA